Molecule: messenger RNA, 3089 nt
Organism: Clupea harengus (Atlantic herring)
Lineage: Eukaryota; Metazoa; Chordata; Actinopteri; Clupeiformes; Clupeidae
Gene: adam8b
Product: ADAM metallopeptidase domain 8b
Biological process (GO): regulation of cell-cell adhesion; inflammatory response; positive regulation of membrane protein ectodomain proteolysis
Molecular function (GO): metalloendopeptidase activity; cell adhesion molecule binding
Source: RefSeq, a predicted model, not a curated record
GGCAGCGUGUUCCUGGAUAUGAUAACGUAAAUACGGUACGAAGGCGGGGCUCCAGACGUCAGUGGAUUAGGUACAGUACAGUAGGUACGGUAUGUCAGUACAGUGCGUAUAGCUGUCCUUGACACACAAUGGAAUACAUGUUAACUGUCGUCUUUGCGAUCAGCAUAUGUGCUGCUUUUGGUGAGACUGUUCGGCCGCUACCCCACGUUGCGGAUUAUGAAGUUGUGCGGCCGGUCAAAUUAAGCAGCAGAAGUAAACGGAGCGUGCCAAGACAGGGUGGCGAGGUGAAGCGGUAUCCGGAAAAACUUCAGUAUGAGCUACACUUUGAUGGGAGAAACCACACGGUUCAUCUGGAGAAAAACAGGCUCCUCAUCGGAAAGAAUUACACUGAAACAUACUAUAGGCAGGAUGGAACUCCUGUGAUCACAUUUCCAAAUUAUGAGUCACAGGAUCACUGUUAUUAUCAUGGACACAUCCGGGGCUUGGACGAUUCCUCAGUUAGUGUUGGAGUCUGUUCAGGAAUUAGUGGUUUCCUGCGGGCGAAGCAGCAGGUGUACCUGAUUGAGCCGCUGGGAGAAAGCACCGAAGGAGACCACGCUGUCUACAAGCCCGAGCACCAGAGCAGCAAAGAGGUGGCCAAUGGACUUGCCAACAGCACUGAGGCUGACAGCAGUGUUAUCCAGCCCAGGGCAGUAGGGGUGUUUCGGCCUAAUGGCCAGCAAAACAAGCCACGUUUCAAAACACCCCGGUAUGUGGAACUGUACUUGGUGGUUGACAAUACGGAGUUCCGUAAAUAUAAGACCAUGGAGAAUGUGCGAGCAAGGUUACAACAUGUAGCCAAUCACAUCAACUUGUAUUACCGCGCAGUGAAUAUUUCUGUGUUGCUGGUGGGCCUGGAAGUGUGGUCAGACAAGGACAAGUUCUUUGUCAGCAAUGAUGAGGGGAGAACCCUCGACAACUUCCUUGAAUGGCGCCAGAACGACCUCGUCAAAAGGGUCCCCCACGACAACGCGCAAUUUGUCACUGGCAUUGAUUUUGCCGGUGAAACUGUUGGCUUGGCAACCAAAUAUGCCAUGUGCUCUGAGAAAUCUGCUGGAGUUAAUCAGGAUCACCACGACAACCCUCUCGCCUUGGCCGGCACCAUCGCCCAUGAGAUGGGCCAUAACCUGGGCAUGUGGCACGACGAGCCCGGCUGCAGCUGUGGCCCCCUGGAGCCUAAAUGUCUGAUGUUGGAUACUGUUGAUAAGCACGCCCGGACAUAUCCGACGCUCUUCAGUGACUGUAGUCUGAACCAGCUGAGUGAGUUCCUGAACAGCCCCGCCCUCAGCUGUCUGUUGGACCGGCCCGGGCCAGACUCCCUCUACGGGGGGGCCGUCUGUGGGAACGGGAUGGUGGACACAGGAGAGGAGUGUGACUGCGGAUCUGUAAAGGAGUGUAAGAACCGCUGCUGUGACGCGUCCACGUGUCGUCUCACUGCAGGCGCCCAGUGUGCAGAGGGACGGUGCUGCGAGGACUGCCAGAUCAAGCAGCCUGGCAGUGUGUGCAGGGAGGCAGACCAUGACUGUGACCUUGCGGAAUAUUGCACCGGGGCCUCCGGAGUCUGCCCUGAAGACUCCUUCAAGAUGAAUGGAGCGGAGUGUAACUAUGGGGUCGGCUACUGCUACAAUGGCCAGUGCCCGAGCCCCGACGGACACUGCAAAAAACUGUGGGGUUCAGGAGCACGGUCACCUCCUGAAUGCUUUAAUUUGAACAUGAAAGGGGAGGAAGAUGGCCACUGUGGAAGAAGCGGUAGAGCCUACAAACGCUGCGCAUUUACAGAUAUGGUGUGCGGAAAACUCUUCUGCGAUGGGGGGCGCCAUCCGUUCGUGGGCCUGCCUGCGAUGUGGAAAGGGACCCAAUGCCACUUCGUGAGGGAUAGCACAGAUUAUGGGGGAUUUAGUAUGGUGCCCAACGGCACCAAGUGUGGUCUGAACAAGGUAUGCUACGAUCACAUGUGUCAGGGUGUAAAGGUGUACGGAAACCAAGAUUGCUCAGCAAAGUGCAACAAUCAUGGGGUGUGCAAUCACAAGGGAGAGUGCCACUGUGAUCCGGGGUGGGAGCCGCCCUACUGCAGCAGUAAACUGUACAAAACUACUGCAAGUGAUAUCAGUGUGGUCAUCAUUGGUGUGUGUGCGGCCGGCGCUGUGAUCCUACUGCUGGCUCUACUGGUGGGAGGCGUACGCCUCUGGAAGGGGGGGAAAGCACAACGCUGCUUCUGUAAAAAGAAACUUCACUCAGGGAAGUUGACCCCGUCUUACCAGAGAGACCAGGCAAGUGACAGCCAGCUCACUCAGCCCCUCCACAUCGGCCAGCCUGUCUUUCUGGAGACCACGUCCACACGGAUGGACGGCCCCACGGUGAUAAUGGUCAUGCCGUCCCGCCCUGCACCGUCGCCCCCAAAAGACUCCCCAAGACUGGGGCAUAAUGCACAGAUGAGGCCUGCCCCCCCACCAAAGCCCUCGCCUGCCGCCCCUGUUAAACUGGCUCAUAAGCCUACUCCACCUCCAGUGCCCCCAGUGAAGCCAUCUGCGUCGAAUUAUGCUCAUAAGCCCACUCCACCUCCAGUGCCCCGAGUGAAAACAACUGCGACGAAUGGAGGAUGGAAUCAGACACAGCAGUCAGGAACAGGAAAGCUGGCUUUGAGGCCUCCCACCAUGCCGAGAUGAUGACUCCGGGCGAGGUCACUGUGUGAGUCACCCAAUCAAAGUGAGCCAUCCUCAGAUUGAGAUUCCUGAGCCGUCCAUACUGUACUACAGCCAAACUGUACUGGUGCAAACCUUCUGAGUGCUCAGGAACCAAGCCUUCAGUGUCAAGUCCAUGUGUGAAGUCAGUGAUGCGGGAGGGAAUACCACUUGUUGUUGUUUUUUUUUUUUAAGUUGAGUAGUUUUUGAAAUAAUGAAUGUCAUCCCUAAAUGCACUUUUUCCAUUUUCUUACCAUCCUCUCUGUGUGUCACUUAUUAUUUAAUGUAAGUAUUUAAAUAUAAUGUAAUAUUUUAUAUAAUAUGAUGAAUUAUGAAUGUGACUGUUGAUUAAAAAAAAAGAACCAUGAA